Messenger RNA from Corylus avellana, 3263 nucleotides. NCBI's taxonomy places the organism in Eukaryota, Viridiplantae, Streptophyta, Magnoliopsida, Fagales, Betulaceae. The record is from RefSeq and is a predicted model, not a curated record.
UGCAGGCUUAAGAAUGAGCUUGACCAGCGCGCUUCGCACCAUAGUCACCGAACCAUAAGUAUCAGCAAUAAGAGCGUAAAAUAAUUACGUAGUCCUCUUUUCUUCAACCAUAAGGUUUACUUCUCAAUACCCACAUCAAAGUGUACAUUAACCCCCAAAAACACCCGCGAAUUUUUCUAUCUUCUUUGCGCUCCAAUCUCGUUCUCGAAGCUCGUCGACACGGGCCGUACAGUUCCCUGAUUCUCAAGGAUGAGGCAUGCAAAGGAAGAACCAUCAUGUAGUGCUGCACAGGCCAUUGACUUAAUAUCAGCGGUGAAGGAGUUACAUGGGCUUAGCUCUCAGGAACUUACUAAAUUAUUGAGGGAUUCAGAAAAUUUUACUAUUCACUACCAUACGGAAAAAGGAUCACUGAUAAAGAUUGAUAUGGACAAGCUUGCAGCCAUUCUUCCUUUGCACCUUCUUGGAGUUCUUAUGUCAUCUGACAGAGAUGAGGCUCUGUUCGAAUACAUGCUGCGUGGUAUUCGGCUCUUGCAUUCCUUGUGUGAUUUAGCACCCCGGCAUGCUAAAGUUGAGCAGAUUUUGCUAGAUGAUGUAAAAGUGUUGGAACAGCUGCUGGACCUGGUGUUUUAUUUACUUAUCAUUCUUGGUGGUUAUAGACAGGAAAACCAUAACUUUGGUAAUAUUCCCCUUAGCCUUAUGCAUUCCGCACUUUUGACAAGCAGUCUAUAUCUAUUACCAGGAUGCAUAUCUUCACAGUGGCAAGAUCUUGUUCAUGUAUUGCUUGCACACCCUAAGGUUGACAUGUUUAUGGAUGCAGCUUUUGGAGCAGUUCGCACAGCCGUUGGAUUUCUUGAGAUCAAGCUGUCAGCCCACCAUGCUGAUUUCUGUACGAAUUCAAAUCUGACUGCUGAACAAGUAGUUAACUAUUUAUGCCUGCAAUGUGAGGCUUCUUUACAGUUUCUUCAGUCAUUGUGUCAACAAAAGAUGUUUCGGGAGCGCCUACUCAGGAAUAAGGAGCUAUGUGGAAAGGGUGGGGUUCUAUUUCUAGCUCGAGCCAUCUUGAAGUUAGAUGUACCACCUUUAAUGGGUUCCUCCAGAUUUGUGGCUGCUCUCUCUAGGAUGAAAGCUAAAGUCCUAUCAAUUCUGUUGAGUCUGUGUGAAGCAGAAAGCAUUUCUUACCUGGAUGAAGUUGCCAGCUCGCCAGAAAGCCUGAAUUUGGCAAAGUCUGUUGCCUUAGAGGUUCUUGGGCUUUUGAAAACUGCACUUGGUAGAGACCCUGAGCAUCUUGCUUCCUCUUCUGGCAGAAGUUACCCAAUGGGGUUUUUGCAACUCAAUGCAAUGCGUCUUGCUGAUAUCUUCUCUGAUGAUUCUAAUUUUCGAUCUUAUGUUACAAUACACUUUACUAAAGUUCUGACCGCAAUAUUUUCACUCCCUCAAGGAGAUUUUUUAUCUAGCUGGUGUUCGUCUAAUCUCCCAUUGAGGGAAGAAGAUGCUAGUGUUGAGUAUGAUUCAUUUACAGCAGCUGGAUGGCUUUUGGAUAAACGUUCAUCAUUGGGUCUACCCAAUGGAACAAAUUUAGAAUUUACUUUAAAUCCGAAUAGCAUGCCCCAGGGUUCCUAUGAACAUCAGAGAACAUCAUUGUUUGUCAAAGUAAUCGCAAAUCUCCAUUGUUUUGUUCCCAACAUCUGUGAAGAGCAGGAGAGGAACCUCUUCCUUCUCAAUUUUUUGGAGUGCUUGCAAAUAGACCUAUCUAAAUCAUUGCCUGGAUUUUCCUUUAAUCCUGAUGCUCCAAAAGCUGCGACUGUUUGCGAGAACCUCCGUUCAUUGUUAAGCCACGCAGAAUCAUUAAUUCCUAACUUCUUGAAUGAGGAGGAUGUCCAGCUCUUAAGGGUGUUCUUUAACCAGUUACAAUCAGUAAUCACUUCUGGUGAAUUAGAAGAAAAUCGAGUUCAAGAUAACAAAUUUGAAGAGUCAACAUCUUGGGAUAAGUUUUCCAAAUUCAACAUUGGUGAAAAUCAUCAGGAGGCUCAGAGUACAGGGGGAUUCUCAUCACCAUUUCCGAGAAAAGAACCUCCAAGAUCUAAUAACAGAAGAAGUAACUUAAAGGAGGAAAUGUCAGAGAAUUCUGCUUUUCAAGAAGUGGAGCAUUUUUAUGUCAAAAGUGAUCAUAGGGAUCAAGGUGAUUAUGUAAUGAGGCAAAGUAGGAGGGAAGAUAAAGGUAUAUCUGGUAAGCGUGCGUCUGGAGGUUUGAGAGAGAUCGAUAGAGAUGUUCAGAAUGUUGAAACAAGUGGUUCAGAUACAAGCUCUUCAAGAGGAAAAAAUGCUACUGAUCAAAAGGAAAAUGGUGAGUUUUCAAAAUUCAAGAAGCAGAUCAAAGAGGGUGGGUUUGGAGGAAAGCCAGAGGAUGAAAUGGUUAUAAUGGUUCAGUGUGAAGAAAAGCAGCGGAAAAAACGGAAGCGAACUAUAAUGAAUGAUAAACAGAUAACACUAAUGGAGAGGGCCCUCUUGGAUGAACCUGAUAUGCAGCGAAAUGCAGCUUCAAUACAAUUAUGGGCUGAUAAACUAAGUCCUUAUGUACGUCAAAUGAUCCUCAUAUUUGGUAAAUAUAUUUUCCUACAUUGUCUUUUCCAGGGUUCUGAAGUUACAUCUUCGCAGCUAAAAAACUGGCUGAAUAAUCGAAAAGCCAGGCUGGCCCGCUCAGCUAAAGAUGCUCAUGCAACAUCAGACAUCGACAGUGCCCUCCCAGACAAGCAAGGUGGGCCAGGAGCAGUGCCCGGUGACUUGCCAGUUCCAGGUGAAGAUGCUAUUGUCCCAUCAAAUGAGAGAAGAGACCCUCAAAGCAUGUCGAGAACCGGUAGUGGUGAGAAGACGGAGUCUUCCCUGGCAGAAUUUGUUGAUAUUGGCCCUGCAGAGUUUGUUGAGCGCAGGCCGGGCCAGUAUGUUGUGCUUGAAGGUGUCAAAGGAGAGGAGAUAGCUAAGGGAAAGGUGCAUCAGGUUCAUGGAAAAUGGUACGGAACGAUCCUGGAGCACUUACAGAUGUGUGUUGUGGAUGUUACUGAGCUUAAGGCUGAGAGAGGGGCGAAACUUCCAUACCCUUCUGAAAUCGCAGGCACCACUUUUGAUGAGGCUGAAACAAAACUUGGGGUAAUGAGAGUAUUGUGGGGUAAUGAGUAUAUUGUGGGAUGCUAACAGAAUAUUCAUGAAUGCAAGUGAAUGCUUGAUUGAAUGAAUGAUUGGCUGCAGUUUUUGUUGUCUGAAAUUUA